CCUCUUAAUAUUAGCUACUUCUCGCUAGUAAAGCGUAAGUAUAGCGACGCUAUUUCAGGCUUAGUACGUAAUUAUAUCUACUAUAUUAGUAAAAAGACAUUGCUACUAUGCCAGUGCACAGGGUUGCGAGCAGCUCUUGUGCCUAUGGUACGGGCCGACUUAAUUAUAGAUAUAAGGAAGAGUAGCAUCGAAGUAGUAUAG
Molecule: messenger RNA, 201 nt
Organism: Bipolaris oryzae ATCC 44560
Lineage: Eukaryota; Fungi; Ascomycota; Dothideomycetes; Pleosporales; Pleosporaceae
Exons: 1
Source: RefSeq, a predicted model, not a curated record